AUGAAAUCAGACAUCAUCUCCGCCCUCGCGGGUACCUACGCUCUUUUGAAUGUCACGGUCAUCACCCAAAAUGGUACGGCCCUGUUGGACGAGGCGUACGGCGCCGCGCCAGUAGGACACCUAACCUACACACCUGAGGGCUGGAUGUCAGCCACAAUAACGGCCACAGAGCCGGAGUGGCGGCCCCUGGACCUCACCUUUCCGGCGCAGCCGAACCAGACGGACGCAGAAUGGGCAGCCGUCGGCAAGCAGUAUGUAGACAGGCCAAACCUGAAAUUUUUCUCCAUCUUUCCUAUCUGUCACCCUCUAUCCCAGACCCUUCAGGCUUGUGCUGACUCCACGCUCCUCACGCCCAGCCUGCUGUGCUACGCAGGCCCUCUAUCCGUCAGCGACGCCAUUCCCGCCAGCAACGUCUCGGGCCAGGUGAUCCACGGGCCCCUAGACGUGGCCACCAUCCCAGCCUGGGUCGGAACCAGCCAGCUCAGGAACUACACCGUGUUCGAGGAUGCCGAUGGAGAGACCUUGCUGAGGAUCACCUCGCCACGGCCAACCGGGACUGCAAACCUGUGGUGGCGGAAGCUGCCUUCUCGGCUGUGA
Molecule: messenger RNA, 597 nt
Organism: Diaporthe amygdali
Lineage: Eukaryota; Fungi; Ascomycota; Sordariomycetes; Diaporthales; Diaporthaceae
Exons: 2
Coding region: 1-597 (198 amino acids)
Source: RefSeq, a predicted model, not a curated record